This is a messenger RNA of Fukomys damarensis (Damara mole-rat), 939 nucleotides long. RefSeq names its product olfactory receptor 2L13. The record is from RefSeq and is a predicted model, not a curated record. Gene Ontology annotation, molecular function: olfactory receptor activity; G protein-coupled receptor activity. NCBI's taxonomy places the organism in Eukaryota, Metazoa, Chordata, Mammalia, Rodentia, Bathyergidae. The coding region runs from base 1 to 939 and encodes 312 amino acids. Gene Ontology annotation, cellular component: membrane. Gene Ontology annotation, biological process: G protein-coupled receptor signaling pathway. The transcript has a single exon.
AUGGAUAAAUGGAACCAAACUUCACAUGAUUUUAUUUUGUUAGGGCUGUUUCCUCCUAACCAGACUGGCCUACUUCUCUUGUUGCUUGUCAUCUUCAUAUUCUGCCUCGCUUCUGUGGGUAAUUUGACCAUGAUUCACCUCAUACGUGUGGACGUCCGGCUGCACACACCCAUGUACCUCCUCCUCAGCCAGCUGUCACUCAUGGACCUGAUGUACAUCUCCAGCACUGUCCCCAACAUGGUGGUCAACUUCCUUUCUGGCCGGAAGAGCAUCUCCUUGCUGGGGUGUGGGGUGCAAAGUUUCUUCUUCCUGACGAUGGCAUGCUCCGAAGGGCUACUCCUGGCCUCCAUGGCUUAUGACAGAUUCGUGGCCAUCUGCCACCCUCUCCAUUACCCCAUCCGCAUGAGCAAAAGAAUGUGUGCAAAGAUGGUCGCAGGGUCUUGGAUCCUGGGCUCCAUCAACUCCCUGGCACACACAGCCUACCCCCUUCAUCUUCCCUACUGCAGGUCCAGGGCCAUCAAUCACUUCUUCUGCGAUGUCCCAGCCAUGCUGCCCCUGGCCUGUGUGGACACCUGGGUCUAUGAGUACAUGGUUUUUGUGAGCACCAGCAUGUUCCUCCUCCUCCCUUUCCUUUGCAUUACUGCUUCCUAUGCACGGGUCCUUUUUGCCAUCCUCCACAUGCACUCCAAAGAGGGAAGGAAAAAGGCCUUCACCACAUGCUGCACACAUUUGACUGUGGUGACUUUUUACUAUGCUCCUUUUGUGUACACUUAUCUGCGACCUAGGAGUCUCCGCUCCCCAGCAGAAGACAAGAUCUUGGCCGUCUUCUACACCAUCCUCACCCCUAUGCUAAAUCCCAUUAUCUACAGCCUGAGGAACAAGGAGGUGCUGAGGGCUAUGGAAAGAGUGUUUGGGAUGUUCUUUUCCAAGAAGAAAUGA